UCACCUGCCCAGGUAACCGAGGCCCUGGAGCGCGAGGCGGAGGCGGAGGCGGAGCGGGCUCGGAGCAUGUUUGGCCGUUUGUUUGGCACCUGUCACAAGUACCCUCAGAACCCAGAGGCUCGCACUGUGAAGGUUAACCCCCCCCCCCUGGGGAAGAGGGCGACGGCCCCUGGGAGGAUGAUGGCCGGCGCUCGCCUUGCCCAAGCCGGCAUCCCUGUGGUCCUUGAGGUGUUGCUUCUGUGCGUGCUGGGUCUCCAGAUCACUGAGUCCGGGCUGCCUCCCGCACCCCCUGAGCUGCCGGCGGGAACUGCCUGCCUGAACCUCUUCACUCCGGGGGUUCCUGCCUUCGUGCUGGACACGGAAGCCUCGGUCAGCAACGGGGCCACCUUUCUGGGUUCCCCCACCGUGCGCCGGGGCUGGGAUUGCGUGCGCUCCUGUUGCACCACCCAGAAUUGCAACCUGGCGCUGGUGGAACUGCAGCCCGACGGCGGCGAGGACGCCAUCACCGCCUGCUUCCUCAUGAAUUGCCUCUACGAGCACAACUUUGUGUGCAAGUUCGCGCGCAGAGAGGGCUUCAUCAACUACCUCACAAGAGAGGUUUACCACUCGUACCACGAGCUUCGGACCCAGGGCUUUGGAGGGUCCCGGAUCCCAAGGGCCUGGGUGGGCAUAGACUUGAAGGUGCAGCCCCAGGAACCCCUGGUGCUAAAGGAUGUGGACAACACAGAUUGGCAUCUACUGCAGGGUGGCACAGACGUCAGGAUAGAGAGGAAUAAUCCGGACCAGGUGGAGCUGUGGGGACUCAAGGAAGGCACAUACCUGUUCCAGUUGACAGUGACUGGCUCAGAACAACCAGAGAAUAAGGCCAACGUCACAGUCACUGUGCUAUCUGCCAAGCAGACGGAAGACUACUGCCUUGCAUCUAACAAGGUGGGCCGCUGCCGGGGUUCCUUCCCCCGCUGGUACUAUGACCCCACAGAACAAAUCUGCAAGAGAUUCACUUAUGGAGGUUGCUUGGGCAACAAGAACAACUACCUUCGGGAAGAAGAGUGUAUGCUAGCCUGCCGGGAUGUGCAAGGCCCCUCAAUGGAAAGGCACCAUCCAGUAUGUUCUGGCAGCUGCCACUCCACCCAAUUCCGCUGCAGUAAUGGCUGCUGCAUCGACAGCUUCCUGGAGUGUGAUGACACCCCAGACUGCCCUGACGGCUCUGACGAGGCCACCUGUGAAAAAUACACCAGUGGCUUUGAUGAGCUCCAGAGUAUCCAUUUCCUCAGUGACAAAGGGCACUGUGUGGACCUGCCAGACACAGGACUCUGUCAGGAGAGCAUCCCACGCUGGUACUACAACCCUUUCAGUGAACGCUGUGCCCGCUUCACUUAUGGUGGUUGUUAUGGCAACAAGAACAACUUUGAGGAAGAGCAGCAGUGUCUCGAGUCCUGUCACGGCAUCUCCAAGAAAGAUGUGUUUGGUCUGCGACGGGAAAGCUCCAUCUCCAGUGUAGGCUCUGUGGAAGUGGCUGUUGCUGUACUCCUGGUCACCUGCAUCAUCAUGGUGAUAGCCAUCCUGGGUUAUUGGUGCUUCAAGAACCAGAGACAGGACUUGCGCAGACAUCACCACCUGAAUCACCCACCACCCACCCCUGCCAGCUCCACUGUCUCCACCACUGAAGACACAGAGCACCUGGUCUAUAAUCAUACCACCCGACCCCUCUGAGCCUGGGGCUCUUGCCAUCUCUCACCAGGCCCUGCUUCCUGCUUACCAAGACAGAGGCCUGGACUGGGGAAAACUUUGGGACCAGACUCCUGCCUGUUUUCCUGGCACAUUCUGCCUCAAAAGCCAGGGCUUUAGCUGUCUUGGAAGCCUCUGGGCUCAGGCUAGUUGUUUCUGAGAAAACACAAGGGUCUGAGAGAAGCAAAAAAUCCUUGAACCAGGAGUAUUGUGCAUAGAAGGACCUGCCCUGCCUAGGGGUUCAGAGGAAGUUGGAGUUUUAGGUCCUGGUUGAAGCUGCCUGCCCCCACCCCAUGGUGCCUGGGAUGGUGUCAGAAGCUGGAGGCCCCAGUGUCUUCCACAGCUGCCCUUCCACUACACGGUCCAGAGCUGGAAGGAAGGACUUCUCUAUUGUAGUUAGUGUUGUAAAGUAUUGCUUUUGGGGGCUGGAGGCAUAGAUCAGUGCUAGAGUGUGUGCUUAAUGCUUAGCAUGCACAAGGCCCUGGGUUCUAUCCCCAGUGUUGGGGAGGGGAAAUUAAAAAAAAGCUUUAUGUUUAUUUAAUGCCCUAGGGGUAGGAGUGAAGACAAAUGGAAGGUAUGUCUUCCUUUGCCUUCUUUCUUCCUUUUCCCUUGAGGUUGAGCUCUGCCCUUGACAAGCCCCUGAAUCCCCAGUGCCUAACCCCAGGGCUCUCUGACAUCACACCACCAACCCCUCCUCAAUUUCCCACAAAUCCAAUUCACUCACAGUGUGAUAAAAUGGUUUGUGAGGCUGGGGUGUAGCUCAGUGGUGGAGUGCUUGCCUAGCAUGCAUGAGGCCCUGGAUUCAAUCCCC
This is a messenger RNA of Marmota flaviventris (yellow-bellied marmot), 2539 nucleotides long. Lineage: Eukaryota; Metazoa; Chordata; Mammalia; Rodentia; Sciuridae. The record is from RefSeq and is a predicted model, not a curated record.